CACCUCAUCGGAACCCCGGGUUUCAAAAGCCUGAAUGUGUCUUUGCUGCCGUCUGUUUUCAGUCGCGAGUAUGCUUCCGCGAUCCCUGGGGCUCAUAGGGGUGCCCACUCUCCAUUCCUUUUUAACUUUGUGAUCGAUGAAAUAAUGAUUCGAACGCUGCAGGGUCUCCAAAACCCUGGUGUUCAAAUAGCCUGUGAAGAAAAUCUUGUCGAUCUGGAAUAUGCAGAUGACAUCGUUCUCAUAUUCGAAGAGAAGGCGCAGGUGUUUUUGGGUGAACUGAACAAAGUCAUCCCGUCCUUUGUGGUUGGAAAUGAAAUCCUUACUGGAAAAGUGGAAGAGACCAACGCCCGUUUGGUCUGCCGAGCAGCGUCAACAUUGGGACUAAAAUUGCAAAAGAUAAGCAUCCUGCCAGACGUCGUGGAAGUGGUCGCACGGGAAGCAAAUGAUUUUAUGCGCAGUUUUGAUGUCGUGAUCACCUCUGGUGGAAUCGGACCAACUCACGACGACGUGACUUUUGAAGGUCUAGCGAAGGCCCUAGGAAAAGAAUUAAUCACCCAUCCCGAGUUGGUGCACGUGGUAGAGAACUUUUUUGGCUUCGACGCGGCGGUCACCCCCACGGACCCUCGUAUCAGGCUGGCGAGGGUGCCACUAGGUUCUGAACUGGUCUACGGUAUAGACUUUUCGACUGGACGUCAAAGUAGCUAUCCAGUGGUCAAAGUAAAUAACGUAUACGUCCUUCCAGGAGUACCACGUUUAUUUCGAACGGCAUUCGAGAUCAUAAAGACUAUCUUAUGUUUCGCAGCACGUUGCAUUCCUCUAUUCAUUCUUUUAACACAGGAACAUUUGCGGGAUCCACGGAUUCAGUUCAGCAGUCGAUCAAUCUAUACAAUGCACGAAGAGUCGAAAAUAGCUCCGUUCUUGUCUGUCCUGGCCGAAAAGUAUGGUUCACACGUCGCUGUUGGCUCCUAUCCAGCGUUUCAUAACAGUUAUUAUCGGGUUCGUGUGGUCCUUGACUCACAAGAUGAGGAAAUGUUAGAAGUUGCAUUUCAAGAAGCAAAGGACUACUUCGGCCCAGAUAUUGUGUCCUACGAGCCGAAUCCCGUGGCGAUAGCAGACUCAGCCGUUUGCGCACUUGCUAAUGAACCGAAUAGUGUUCUUGGUCUACGCGUUUCCAAGGCCAUUGAAACCAUCCAGUCGGCUCUCGAACAGUUUGACUCUUCUCAACUGGUUAUUGGUUUCAACGGAGGAAAGGAUUGUACGGUGUUGCUCCAUCUCAUCUAUAGCGUGUAUCUUCAACGACAGAACCGUAGUACAGGACAGGAUUCAGAUGCAUCGUUGCUGGAUUUUCCAAAAUUACUGUACAUACGAUCGCGAUCCGUGUUCCCCGAACUGGAGAAUUUCGUUCAACGAACAGUGCACUUUUAUCACCUUCCUUCCUCCUCUAUCCUUCGACCAACCGAUCAGAGCAUGCAGACGGAUGAUAGAGAAAACCAGAUAAAGCACGGUAGUUUAAUCAUUUACGAGGGGGACAUCAAGUCGUCAUUGGAACGGCUACUGCGCGACUUUCCCAAUGUGCGUGGAGUAUUUAUGGGAACGAGGCUGUCGGAUCCAAGAUCGGCUCAUCUCCGUCCGAUGGUCAUGACUGAUCCGGGCUGGCCGCAACUAAUGAGGAUUAAUCCGAUCUUGGACUGGACAUACGAAGAGGUGUGGCGGUUCAUAAGACGUCUCUCAUUGCCAUACUGUAGUCUCUAUGAUGUUGGGUACACCUCUCUUGGAAGCAUGGAAGACACACACCCGAAUCCUCGUUUGAGAUAUGUAAGUGAGUCCGGCCGCUCAGGAUAUCAUCCAGCCUACACAUUGUCCGACCCCGAGUCGGAACGUUCUGGCAGACGGCGCCCGAGUUCCACGAGCUCAACUCCUGUUGAAACUUCUUGACACAGAACUCUUAUGUACCGUGACUGCAUGCUAAUUCUUUCUCCGUGCCUGUGAUGUCGGAGUUUUAAAAGAAAUUAUGAUUUCUCCUUUGAUUCUAGUUCGCAAAUGACUAGGCAUCAAAUAAAUCCAACUUCUC
Molecule: messenger RNA, 2071 nt
Organism: Opisthorchis viverrini
Lineage: Eukaryota; Metazoa; Platyhelminthes; Trematoda; Opisthorchiida; Opisthorchiidae
Exons: 11
Biological process (GO): FAD biosynthetic process
Molecular function (GO): FMN adenylyltransferase activity
Source: RefSeq, a predicted model, not a curated record